AUGGCAGUAGAAAUAGAUUCUACUCCCUUAGAAGCUAUCAAACCGCCAACCCACAACCAGGAUACCAAACUUUCGUUGGAAGCAAAGCCAUCUUUAAUAGAGGGAAUUUCAGAAGGAGUAGUUGAGGACCAAAACAUCGUCAGUUUUGGAGAGGAUGACCCGGAUAAUCCAAUGCAGUGGCCUCUAUGGCGGAAAUGGUCGAUUGUCUUGCUAAUCGCAACAAUUUUUAUGCUCACUUACGUAAUAAUUAUUCUAGGCCGUUGGAGCACUGAUGGGCAAGGCAAGUACAUCCAAAAACUUCCCUUCACUGACAUGUGGACCAGCAACUUUGGAACCAUCAUAAUUGUUCCAGCUGUACCGCAAGUCUUGGUUGAGUUCAACACCAACGAUGGUCUCUAUUCAAUAAUCCUCGUCUCAAUAUGGGAGCUAGGAGAAGGAUUUGGACCGUUCCUAGUCGGUCCUCUUUCAGAAAAAUAUGGGAGAAUACCGAUAUACCAUGCUGGAAAUCUAUUAUUCAUCAUUUGCUCAGUUGCUUCUGCUCUGAGUAGGAACAUAUCGAUGCUGGUCUCUCUUCGUUUCUUAAAUGGAUUUGUGAUAACCUCUUCCACCCCGGGCCCGAGUAUCAUUGGAGAUUUGUUUCAUAGCGAAAAUAGAGGAAAGGCGAUAGCUUUAGCCGUCUCGCUCCCCCUUAUAGGGUCGUUCGUUGCCCCGAUGUUGGGAAGUGUCAUUGCAGAUUCUUUGGGAUGGCGUUGGGCAAUAUGA
Messenger RNA from Hymenoscyphus albidus, 762 nucleotides. NCBI's taxonomy places the organism in Eukaryota, Fungi, Ascomycota, Leotiomycetes, Helotiales, Helotiaceae. The record is from the annotation of a GenBank genome assembly.